UGACUGAAUAUAUCUCGAACUAUAUGAAUAACCAACAUUUCCAUACAUGAAUAAUCCACCUCCAUACCAGAUAGAUGUCUAUUUAAAGCCUCACUUCUACCUCCCAUGUAUUGAUUCUCUUCACGAAUACACAAGCAAAUCCAAAAAAUCAACUCACCCAAACCCAGAAGAUCACCUCAGUAUCACCAAAAUGUCUACUUCAACCCCGACAAUAGACCAUUUCAGCAGCUCCCCCAGCAGAUCUACCGCGCUAAACCAUCCUGGAACUUUUAUGAAUCUUGGUGAGCGAAGCUGCAAUAGUGCUACCUUGCAACUUUCGUCAGACGGACUCCCAAAAUCCAAAUCGAUGCUUGAUAUCGAUCUCGCUACUGCGCAUCAACAAGAUAUAGCAGCGGCGGAUAGUAAUACUAGUUUUCUUGUUCCUACUGCUGUAACGUUGAAGAAUGAGGAUAUUGAUGGAGAGAAGGAUGGAGGUGUAGAUUCUAGGGAAUCUUUGAAUGAGGCGGUUGUGUAAGUGUUUGCAAUUGUUUCUGCUCAUAUACGAAGUGAGGUGUCAGCUAACUAACUGUUCAUAGUACAAACAUGAGGAAUACCGAGCAUGAGUCCGGGGAAAAUGAAAGUAUGGGUACUCGGGUAAUCUUACCUCUUGAUGAGUUUGAAAUGUGAGUUACAUGUCCCACCUGUAUACACAUACAUGAUUAUGGAAUAUAUAUUGAUGUUAACUAUCCGCAGGGCGAAGAAAAAGCGCAAGGAAAGAAGAGUUCAUUUUGCAGGGUUGUGAUUAUAUUCUGUAGUCUCUAGAAGUGAGCAGUGAUACGUUUAUAAUUGUGAUGUCGAAAUAGGGGCAUAGCUGUGCAAGGAACAUCGUAGGAAUGCAUCUUUAAAGCAAUUUUCACAUUAAUCAAAGGGGUGAUGGAUUGGGGAGCGUAGUCUAGCAGAAUAUUUACAUAUGCUGAGGAUCUGGAUUGAGGACGGAAAGCGUUGACGUG
Molecule: messenger RNA, 989 nt
Organism: Sclerotinia trifoliorum
Lineage: Eukaryota; Fungi; Ascomycota; Leotiomycetes; Helotiales; Sclerotiniaceae
Source: the annotation of a GenBank genome assembly